Glycine soja is the source of this 1209-nucleotide messenger RNA. Its product is annotated as agamous-like MADS-box protein AGL1. The record is from RefSeq and is a predicted model, not a curated record. The coding region runs from base 182 to 910 and encodes 242 amino acids. The transcript has 9 exons. Lineage: Eukaryota; Viridiplantae; Streptophyta; Magnoliopsida; Fabales; Fabaceae. Gene Ontology annotation, molecular function: RNA polymerase II cis-regulatory region sequence-specific DNA binding; protein dimerization activity; DNA-binding transcription factor activity, RNA polymerase II-specific. Gene Ontology annotation, biological process: positive regulation of transcription by RNA polymerase II. Gene Ontology annotation, cellular component: nucleus.
AAUUCUCCAACACGAGAGGUUAAAUUUUAGAGUGAGUUGGGUAAUUGUUGGAGGGUCUAUUUUUCAGUCCAUAAAUACCUGUCUGCUAGGCCAACCCACUUCCAUAUUUUGCAUCCUUUGUACCUGAGUUCAAGGUUAACACCAAACAACACAUAUAGUGCAGAUUCAUAAGCUUUCAACCAUGGAGGAUCCAAAUCAAGCUCAAGAAGGGUCUUCUCAGAAGAAAAUGGGAAGAGGGAAGAUUGAAAUCAAACGGAUCGAGAACACCACCAAUAGGCAAGUCACCUUCUGCAAGCGCCGCAACGGUUUGCUGAAGAAAGCUUAUGAAUUAUCAGUUCUGUGUGAUGCGGAAGUUGCCCUUGUUGUCUUCUCAACCCGUGGCCGUUUGUAUGAGUAUGCCAACAACAGUGUUAGGGCCACCAUUGAAAGGUACAAGAAGGCAAAUGCUGCUGCUUCAAACGCAGAAUCCGUAUCUGAAGCUAACACACAGUUUUACCAGCAAGAGUCAUCCAAAUUGAGAAGACAAAUUCGAGAUAUUCAGAAUCUAAACAGGCACAUCCUUGGUGAAGCACUUGGUUCUCUGAGUCUCAAGGAACUAAAGAACCUCGAGGGUAGAUUGGAGAAAGGAUUAAGCAGAGUUAGAUCUAGAAAGCAUGAAACAUUGUUUGCUGAUGUCGAGUUCAUGCAAAAGCGGGAAAUUGAGCUGCAAAACCACAAUAAUUAUCUGCGAGCUAAGAUAGCUGAACAUGAGAGAGCUCAACAACAGCAAUCAAAUAUGAUGUCAGGAACACUGUGCGAGUCCCUUCCUUCACAAUCAUACGACAGGAAUUUUUUCCCUGUAAAUCUCAUAGCUUCUGAUGAUCAACAACAAUAUUCUAGUCAAGACCACACUGCUCUCCAACUUGUCUGAUGAUAUGCUGGAAAUUAGAGCUACUGGAAGUUCUGCCACAGUCAUUAUAUAUAUAUAUCGGUUGAUGUAGCUCUAGCUAUUUGAAUAGUUACGUGUAGCACCUAUAUAGUGCAGAGCAAAUAAUGCCACACAUGCAUGCCUGCGUUUCCUGAAUCAGUUUGUGCCUUUAGAAUUGACGUUAAUUUGCUAAAGGUCAUUAUUAGACUGCGAACUUAUAAAUGAUCCAUUUUGGACUCAUAUUUCAUACGAUAUAUAUAAUGUUAAUGUAUCUUUUAAUAAGAGCUAGUUUCUAAACCUCA